Molecule: messenger RNA, 600 nt
Organism: Geodia barretti
Lineage: Eukaryota; Metazoa; Porifera; Demospongiae; Tetractinellida; Geodiidae
Source: the annotation of a GenBank genome assembly
AUGCCGAAAACUACCAAAAGAAUCGCAGUGAUGGGUGGGACAUUCAACCCAAUUCACUACGCGCAUCUGAUCAGUGCUGAACAGGUCCGGACAGGGUUAGGCUACGAUAAAAUUCUGUUCAUUCCUUCUGCCAGACCCCCGCAUAAGGUCGCAGACACUGAUAUUAUCGAACCGGAACAUCGGUAUCAAAUGGUGCUUUUAGCAAUCGCAAAGAACCCGCAUUUUGAAGUGUCGCGAAUUGAAUUGGAACGCGCAGGUCCGUCAUAUACCAUCGAGACCCUGAAAGCCUUGAAAAAAUUGUAUGGGGAAACGACUGAACUGGCAUGGAUUAUUGGAGCAGACUCUCUUAUUGAGUAUAAAGUCUGGAGAGACUUCGACGAAGUGUUGGAACGAUGCGUUAUGAUCGCGACAACACGUCCGAAUUAUGACCUGAAUCGAGUUCCGUUAGAAAUCCGAAAACGGGUUACCUCCUUUCCGAUAACAGGCGUUGAUAUAUCCGCCACAGUUAUCCGGGAGCGGGUUCGGAAAAGUCUUUCAAUCCAGUAUCUCGUGUCAGAAGGGGUCCAAGCGUAUAUCGAUCAGCAUCAGUUGUAUCUAUAA